GCCAUCUCCUCCAGACCGCGCCGAACCUCAACCUCGUGUCCCGCCCGCUCCCGUCGGGACACUCGCACUCAGCCGACGCGGCGCGCCCCAGUGGCCGAUCGAGAUGCGAUAACCCCUCAGCGCGAACGGUUGUUUCCGAGUUCAUACGAUGGCGGUGCGAUCCGAGUCGCAGCAGGCGAUCUUCUCGUCCUACGCGCCGAGGUUGCGCACCUACAACAACGCCCUGCUGCAGCCCGUCCUGCCGGGCGCUGCUCCUUCGAACCCGCUCGCCCGCACCACCAAGCGCGGCACCACCAUCAUCAACUACGCCGAAGACGGCUACGACGACUACGAUGACGACGAAGAAGACAGCCGCCGCCGGCCCACCGGCCUGCGCAGCCUGCGCCGCGACGACAGCGCCGCCAAGGUCGACCCCAGCGAGAAGGUCGGCAAGGACACGAACGAGCCGGUCGAGAUGCAGGGCAUCUAUCGCGACUGGAUGGGCAAGAUGCGCCCCAACAGAUCGGAUGCCAUGAAUUACGUCCAGGCCUGUCUCCCGCUCACCCUGAUUCCCAUCCGAAUCGACCUCGACAUACCCGCCUUCACUCCCCUGCCGCCCUUGGUCACCCCCGCGCCGGCGGACCCGACCCACCCCCUCUUCAAACCUCAGGAACCGACAGUACCAUAUCGCUUGCGCGAUACCUUUCUGUGGAAUCUCCACGAGAGUCUGAUCACGACCGACCAGUUUGCCACCCAGCUGGUUCAGGAUCUCGACCUGCCCAACCGCGCUUCGGCCAUCGCCGAGAUCAGCAAGCAAAUACGGACCCAGCUGGAGGAAUAUGCCGGUGUCGCCCUCCAUCCGCUGUUCCACUCGCACCCGAGCCGCCCCAACGUCCCCGAGUCCUCCAAGGCGCGCCACGACUCGGCCACUCCCGGCCCGAACACGGCGCCCUCCUUCAGCGCAGCCGACACACCAAUAGGCGGCAGCAACCUCGGAGGCACCCCGUCCAAGACGCCAGCACCAACCACCCCCGCCGUGGUGCAGACGGCCCAGGGCGAGGUAUCAGCGGCAGCCACCCCGAUCCCCGUCGACACAGACGACUUCAGCCCCGACGACACCUACCGGUGCAUCAUCAAUCUCAACAUCAACCUGUCCUCGCAAGUCUACACCGACAAGUUCGAGUGGUCCCUCCUGCACCCGCCGGGGACGGCCGAGAUGUUCGCCAAGCAAACCUGCGCCGACCUCGGCCUGUACGGCGAAUGGGUCCCCGCCAUGACCCACGCGAUCUACGAGGCCGUGCUGAAGCUGAAGAAGGAAGCCUGCGAGUCCGGCGGGCUGGUCGCCGGCUGGGGCGCCUCCGCGGCCGCGCUCGGCGGCGUUGCGGGCGCCGGCGCCGAGUUCCCCAACGACGCGGCCCCCAAGCUGGAGACGCUCAGCAAGGAGGAGAUCGAGAAGCGCGAGGGCGACCGCGAGCGCCAGAUCCGCCGCCUGCGCCGCGAGACCGCCCGCUUCAGCAGCAACACCGGCAUGGCCGGCGGCUUGCCCAUCGGCUUCGCCUUCUCCGGCCUGAUCGAGCAGGAGGAGGAGCGCAUGGGCCGCGGGGAGCGGAGCAAGAAGAAGAAGCGGUUCCGGAGCCUGUCGCCGCUCGGCCGCUCGGGCACGCCCGGCGGGAGGGGCACGCCGGCCGGGGAAGGGUACGGCGGCGGCGGCACGCUGACCGAGGCGGAGAGACUGAAUUGGCGAUGCUCCCACUGCAGGGUCUGGGGCACCAGUGUGUGGGCGGUGCGGGACGGGCCGUACGGUCCAAGGUCCCUCUGCAACAACUGCGGCUUUAUCUACGAGCGCGACCGCAAGCUGCCCCGCUGGACCAAGAUGCUGCACGCCGCCGAUGCCCGGCCGUUCUAGGUGGGUGGGGUGGGCACCAGGGCUGCCGCGCAGCGGCCGCA
Thermothielavioides terrestris NRRL 8126 is the source of this 1926-nucleotide messenger RNA. RefSeq lists its product as uncharacterized. Gene Ontology annotation, cellular component: nucleus; RSC-type complex; nuclear chromosome. The transcript is spliced from 3 exons. Gene Ontology annotation, biological process: chromatin remodeling; regulation of transcription by RNA polymerase II. NCBI's taxonomy places the organism in Eukaryota, Fungi, Ascomycota, Sordariomycetes, Sordariales, Chaetomiaceae. Gene Ontology annotation, molecular function: transcription coregulator activity; zinc ion binding. Bases 149 to 1885 code for a protein of 578 amino acids. The record is from RefSeq and is a predicted model, not a curated record.